Molecule: messenger RNA, 5670 nt
Organism: Nezara viridula (southern green stink bug)
Lineage: Eukaryota; Metazoa; Arthropoda; Insecta; Hemiptera; Pentatomidae
Source: the annotation of a GenBank genome assembly
GUUUUGUUGUGAAUUCGGGUUGCUGUAACAAUUCCAUGUCUAAUUUAUAGAAUUCUACUAUACUCAUAUUUAUUUUCUCAUUUUUUUUUUAAUCAUUAGUAUCCUAUUUAUAUCUCAUUAAUUUGUGCUGUGAAUAUAUUAUUACAAUAGUGAAAAUUGUGCUACUUUUGUUUUUGUUCAAGAUCAAAAACAAUUGAGUCCUAAUCAUAAAAUAAGGAUGAGUGAAGUUGAUAGUAAAUUUGUUUCUAGAGCUAAGAAAAGGAUUAAAGAAGCUAAAAAGCGAUCAAGGCCAGAAUUGAGUGAUUACUGGUCUUGGAAUAUGUUAAAUUAUGCUGUACACUUUGAAAGGUACAAGGUAGUGAAUGAUACUAUUGAACGUAUAGAUGUAAACAAAGUUUCCUUGGAAGAAUUUGUUGAAAAGUAUGAAAAACCUUAUAAACCUGUUGUUAUUACUGGAAUUCAAAACAAUUGGGGUGCACUGCAGAAAUGGACUUUACAUCGAUUAUGUAAGAAAUACAGAAAUCAAAAAUUCAAGUGUGGUGAAGAUAAUCAAGGAUACAGUGUGAAGUUGAAAAUGAAAUAUUUUAUUAAUUAUAUGCAGUCGAAUAAUGAUGACAGUCCUCUCUACAUAUUUGAUAGUGGAUUUGGUGAGGAUAGAAGAAGGAGUAAGCUUUUAGAAGAUUAUGAUGUUCCUAUUUAUUUUAAAGACGAUUUAUUUCGUCUGUGUGGUGAAAAUCGAAGACCUCCUUAUCGUUGGUUUGUUAUGGGUCCUGCUCGUUCUGGUACCGGAAUUCAUAUAGAUCCAUUAGGAACAUCUGCUUGGAAUGCUUUAGUUCAAGGUUAUAAACGAUGGUGCCUUUUCCCCACUCAGACUCCUAAGGAAUUGUUGAAGGUCUCUUCUGCUGAUGGGGGCAAACAACGUGAUGAAGCAAUCACUUGGUUUUCAGUUAUUUAUCCUAGAACACAAUUACCAACAUGGCCUCAAGAUUGUAAACCAGUAGAAAUUCUUCAAGCUCCAGGAGAAACUGUAUUUGUACCUGGAGGCUGGUGGCAUGUUGUUCUAAACCUUGACACCACCAUAGCAAUCACUCAAAAUUUUUGCAGUAGGACCAAUUUUCCAGUAGUGUGGCAUAAAACAUUACGUGGACGGCCUAAAUUAGCCCGAAAGUGGUAUAAAGUUCUAAAGAAUUCCAUGCACAUAAUGACUGAAGAACCUGAAUUGGCUGCAAUAGCAGAUAGUGUUGAUGUAAGAUUUUCCACUGGUGUAGCUUCUGAUUCAUCAAGUUCAUGUAGCAGUUCAUCUUCUUCAUCUAGCUGUGGCACAGAUGAUUCUGAUAGUGGUCAGGAAUCUUUGACUCCUCACAAAAAAAGAAAAAUUUGUAAGGAGACACCGUCUGCAACCCAAGAUUGCUAUAUUUCUUCUUACACUUGAAAUUAUUCUUAUUUAUUUUUAAUACAAUUGAACUUUAUUACAAUGUGAUUAGUUUUAUUAAAUAAAAAUAUUUUUUUCUGAAAUACAUCUUAAGCAUAAUGAAUUUGUUGUUCUGGAAUGUUCAAUGUUCUAUAGUAUAUUGAUGUUCAUGCUUUGUGUGAUAAGAAGUUCAGUAUUUGCUCAUUAUAAAUUUAAAAAUCAAUUAUCGAAAUUGAUUAAUAUAAUAGUUUCAGUCAAAAAUACUUGAAACUAUUUUUAGAAGAAUGCACUACCGACCAAUCAAUUUUAUGAUUUCUAUUUUAAUAGCACAAUUUAGGCAUAAUCAGGAUGCAGUUUUAAUGUUGUUUUUUUUGUGACUUAGUAAACUGAUUUUGGUAUAUAUUUUGCCCAAUUUAAGAGAUCAAAAUAUAAAUCAAACAAUAUUUGUAUCUUAUUCAUUUUUAUAUUUCAUAAAAUUUAUUCAUUGGUAAUUAUAAUUUCAAUUAAUACGAGAUCAUUAGACAAAAUUUAAAGGUCUUGUAUUAAUGUUAAUUAGUUAAGUGUAUUGUUUUUAAAUUAUGAUUAACAUUUUAAUUUAUAUACCGCUUUUCUUUAGAAAACAAAAAAAAAACUAAUUUAAAUGUCACUUAUUGGAAUUGUAUGGUUAUGAAUUGUGUCUUCUGUCUUAAUCAGAAAUUCAAAUAUUAGUUUAGACCUAAGGCUUUGUAAAUCCAGUGUGACUUACAGAUCACAUUGCAAAAAAAAGAACUUUUAAGUUAUUAAUCAUAAAUCAUUUAUUUAAUUGAGAUAUAGAAUUCCAAAACUAGCCAACUUUAAUUUAAAUUUUAUUUAAGUAACAGUUUUGGUACCAAAUUAUCAUAAAGUAAAAGAAUUUAUUUUAAAAAACAGUUAAAUCACCAGUGAUUAAUGUUAUAAUUGUUACAAAGCUGACAAUAAAAAGUAAAUUAAAUAAAUUUUAUGCAGUCCUGAUUGGGCAGAAUAUUUAUAUAAGAUUUUAAAUUUUGUAGUAAUAAAGCAUAUAAACGAUUUGUUAAUUUUUUUUUGCCUGGAAGGGGUUUUUCACAAAUAUAUUUUGACCAAAAGUCUUUCGCAUUACAUUAUAUACAUAACAACAAAAGUUAAAAUAAUUGCAUUUAUAUAUUUUUCUUUUGUAAUUAAGCUGAUUACAAAAAUUUAGAAUGGAUAAUUUUAUAGUAUUAUCUCAAUCUAUUUCAAGAUGGAUACAGUACUUCCAUUAAAAUAAAACAGAUGCUUCCCUAAGUAUGUGUUUAGUGUUUAACAAUUACCUAUCGUGUGAUUUAUUCAAGUUUAAAUAAUUCAUGGUAUUUAGCUGCCAGUAGGUGUAAAAGAGAUCUAUAAUAGCCGAUGGUCGAGGAUUUGAACCAACCAAUUUAAAUAAAUCACCCUUUGAUAUAAUUACUAUUAUUUUAUAAUUCUUUUAAAAUAAAUAUGGUUUACUCAUGAACCCUUAAUUUCGUUGAGAAAUAUUAAAAUACAGUUUUACAUAAUAUCCAGUUUACUAAGUCCAAAGGAAGUAUAUAAAGUAUUUAAUGUUGAUGUUAUUGAUAACAAUACCAUAUUUUAAAAUAGUGUUGAAUAAAGUGGUAUUUUAAUACAUCUUAAAAAGUGCAUUAGAUUUUUCAUUAUUUUUAGUUGCCAACAAUGAUGUUCAUCUUAUUAAUAUUUUCAUUCAUUAUCAUAUUCCGAUAAAUUGUACCUGACAGUAUACAUUUGUAAAAUGUAUAUAUCUGUGAUUUUUUUUUUGAUUUUUAGAAAUUUUCCAUUUAUAGUCCAUAUUUUUACCUAAUAGGAGUUUUGAAGACAAAACAUUAAAAAGAAAAAAAAAAUCAAGGAAAACAGAAUAAAUACAGCUGACUGAUAAAAUAGAUAUAAUUUAUUUUGUUUUAUUUGUGUAUGUAACUCUAACAAGCAAGAGUGAUAUCUUUAAUUUGCAUGUCAGAUUACUUAAGAUUGUUUUCUUGUAUUAAAAAAAAAUUAAAAUCAUUUUAAUUGAAAAUGUUUAAGUUUAAUUUUGAGGGAAAUUCAAUCAGUCUAUUAUGUUAUAAUUUAUUUUCAAUUUUUAAAAUUAGAAGGUUUUUUUAAAUAUAAAGAACCAUAAAUAUUAUUCAAUAAGUAUAGACAAAUUAUUUUUCAUGAAUGUACAACUUAAAUUUACAAAAAUCAUAAAUGUAUAUAAUCAAUUAUUUCCAUAUUGGUUUAACUAAUAUUUUCUAUAAUUUAUGAUUAUAAAAAAUUAAGAAUUAUUUUUAUUCAGUAAGUUCAGGGUGUCUUAAAAUUACAUUUCUGUCAGGGGAUAAGCCUUUAGGAGUACAGUGCUUUCCUACAUUUGACUUCUCCACUAUUUAACCCUGUUCUUAAUGAUCACUCUUGCUUGAUCUGUCUCUGUUGUUAAAAUUAUGUUGUUUUUGGAUUUGUAAGUGAUUGUAAGCGGUUGAGCAUGAUUCUGGCCCAAUCACCUCCCUGAAUAACCGUUGGCCUUGAAGUAGUACCUCCUUACAAAGCACUGAACCCAAGACCCUUCAAGGGUUGUAGUGCUACAGGUUUAUUUUUGAUAAAAUGAUUUAAAAUUCAUGUCAAGAAUUAUUAGCAUAAUAGCAACUUCAUCAAAACAAAUUAUAUAUUAUUAUCUAAGCAUUUAGUCCUGAUUAUAAAUUCACAGAUUCAAUUCUGCUAUAUGUCAGUAUUUUGAUUUUAGUAAUAAUACUUAUUUAUGAGUGUAACUAUUUUACCAAUGUGUUAAAGAGUUAUCUUUUGAACAUAGAGACUUUAUUAUUGUUAAAUAUUUUAUUUAUAUUAAUGAAUCAUUUCAAGCGUAUUACUUUCAAGUCUUAUAAGUAAGUAAAUUUAUUUGUUAUGUGUUAGACCUUUUCAGUUAGAUAUCCUUUAAACAUUCACUUAUAUUCUCUCAAUUUGAGAACAAAAGCACUGAGAAAUAAAUUCUAAAAAUUGUAGAUUAAGAAAAUAUUAAGUUAAGAGAUUUAUAUCUCGGUAUAUUAUAUGUGUGUUUGUAUUUACACAUACAUACUGCACAUGAUUAUAUAACACAUUUACAAUUUCUUAAAUUUCCAAUGCAUUAAAAACUGAGUUUUUAAAAUAAACUUGCAGCUUCCAUUUUAACUAUUUGAUUAGUGUUCAUUUUUGAUACUUGAAAUAGAAUUUUUUUCAACUGCUGUUGUAUUAUGCCGCAAUAUAUUUAUAAAAGUAGUGUUGUAUUUGCUAUUAUAAUCUUGUUUUGUACAAGAUACUUAAGAAUUAAAACUAUUUUUCUAAAAAAAAAAAAGAAAAAAAAGAUACUUAUGUAUUUCUUAUAUGUAUUAGAAUUAUUGAGCCAGAAAUUGCAGUUGUGCAAAGUAUGAUUCUGCUAUUGCUUGUCAAUGUUUUGCUCAAUAAACUGUCAUAUCAUUCCAAAAUAAGAUAAGAUAACCAUGUCUUUCCAUUAGGUUUUUUUGUUUUCUAUUGGUAAUAUUUAUGACUUACAGAAUUGAAAUAUAUUGAUACUAGUAGAAAUUUUUAAUGGAUCCAUAUUUAAACUGAAAAUAAAUAAAUUAACUGAGAAGAAAAAAAAGUCAAAUUAUUUAAACAUUAGAGAUAAAUUAUUUUUUAUCAAAUUUAUUAAAUCAUUGAGUUAUUUUUGCUUUUGUCUCACUAGCCUCCCUAAAAACUUAAGAGGUAAUUUUAAUUUUAUAAUCUACCGACAAUACCGAUACAUUUUUAGGCUGUAUAUUACUAACCAUUUAGUACAAAUAUUUAAGACAGUAAAUAAAUCAAAUUAUUAUUUGUGUAAACAUGGCUUUAAACUGAUGUAUAGCUGAAUAAGAAAGCCUAUGCACAAGCUUACAUAAGAAAAAUGUAUUAAUAUGGGUAAUAUGCAUUGAUAUUAUAAAUAUAAUGUAUAUAAUUGAUUUUGUGUUAUAAUUGUACAGAAAUGAGUACAUAGUACUAUAAAAUUUAAAUAAUGUUUUAAUAAAUUUUUAAAAAAAAGUCUAUUUAUUUUUUAUACUUAUUCCCUUAAUUGAAAGUGAUUUUAAACACUGUUUUUGUUCUUUUUAAAAUUUCCCAGGAAGAAAUAGUUUUAUUAUUAUUUAAUAUUUAGCAUUCAAAAAAUUAAAUUGCCCCCUCCCUCCCAAAAAAUAAAGAAUUGCAAUAUUAGAACAAUUUUCCCAGUUAUAAAGGUGAGUAUAUAUCUGUGAAAAUUGUUCUAAUAUUGGAAUUCUUCA